Messenger RNA from Plasmodium gallinaceum, 4035 nucleotides. Its product is annotated as conserved Plasmodium protein, unknown function. The transcript has a single exon. Lineage: Eukaryota; Apicomplexa; Aconoidasida; Haemosporida; Plasmodiidae. The record is from RefSeq and is a predicted model, not a curated record. Bases 1 to 4035 code for a protein of 1344 amino acids.
AUGCACAUAACAAAAAAUAAUAUUAUGAAUAAGAAGGACAAAAUAAAAAAGGACACAAAAAUAAAAAUAAAAAAAAAAAUUAAUAAAAAAAAAAUUAAUUUAAAGUCAUUUAAAAAUUAUUAUAGUUCAAGUAAUGAAAGCGAUAUUUACUUUUAUAAUGAUAUUCAAAGAUGGAAAAAUAAUAUAAAAGUGCCAAUAUGGCUUAAAAAACCAAAGGAUAGAGAAUCUUUAGAUGAAUUUUAUAAAAAUAUUAUAAGGAAAUUAUUAAGAGUUAAAAAUAAAAUUAGAGCUUAUAAAAUACAAGAAGCAUACUUAAUUGAUUGUUUACAAAAAUGUAUGAGUGAUUUAAAUUUAAAUUCAGUAAAUCCCCUACAUUUUGGCGAUUAUGAGUUAUAUAGAAAGUUAAUUUAUAACAAUCAUACAAACAGUUUUUCAGAAAAUGAAAAAUUAACUUCUGACAAUGAAGACAAAUAUAUUAUAAAGAGUAAAUAUUUUUCAAAUAAUAAAAUAUCAGAUGAAAGUACUAUUUUCUGUGAUGAAUCAAAUCAUUUUAAUAAAGAUAUAACCAAGGAAUUUCAGGAUAAGGGGAAUUGUGAAAUUAAUGAUAUUAACAUUAAUAAAUAUAACAUAGACAAUUAUGAUGAAAUAAACAAAUACAACAGAAACAAUUCAAAUAAUAAUGACGAUGAUAACUGCAAACUUGAAAUAAAUAGAAGCAAAAGUAGCAGUUUAAAUACAGAUAAUAUCAAUAAUGGUGAUAGUAAUUUAUGUAAUAAUAACUACAAUGGUAAUAACGAUACAAAAAGUUACAUAAAAAGUACCUCAGAAAAUGAUGUGAAUGGUUUUAUAUAUAGUAUUAAAAAUACAUUAUUGAAAGUAUACGAAAAAAAAAAAAAAAAUAAUAUUAUGGAUGAUAUUUUUAGCAAAGUUAUAAUUCCUGGUGCAUUUUUUGAAAAUAACAAUUUCUGCCCUAUUUUUAUGAAGUUAUUAAAACUAGAUAUAUAUAAUACAUGUUGUAGCAAUGAUAUAAAAUUAAAUUCUAAAUUAAUGGAUCUUUUUAAAAUGUUAAAUUCUUUUAAUGACAUUAAUAUAGAGAAUAAAAAUAAGAAUGAGGAAAAGGAAAAUGGUAAUGAAGUAAAAAAGAAAGUGAUAAAUGAUGAAUCUUAUGAUAAUUUAUAUAAAGAAGAUUUAAGUUUCUUUAAAAGUCAAAGCUCUUUAUAUAAAUUAUCACAAUAUUGCAUAGAAAAAAAUAUUAUAGUAAAUAAUGAAAUAGUUUCAUUUGAUACAAUAUAUAUUUACAAUGAAAAAAAUGAUGAAACAAAAUCAAAAAAUUUUGAAAAUAAUUAUGGGAAUAAAAAUUGUAUUGCAUAUAAUAAUAGAAAAUUGGAAUAUAUUUUAGGUACUACAAAAAAAAAAAAUCCAUCAUUGCAUUAUAUACAUAAUAAAUGUGACAUUAUAAAAAAGGAUGAAAAUAUAAAUAUUAUAGAGAGUACAAUUAAAUCAUGUAAUUCAAACAAACAAAAUUACAGAAAUUUUAAUGAAUCAAAUAAAAAUACAAAUCUUAAGUUAUUCCUUUAUAAUAAAGAUCAUAAAAAUGAAAAAAAAAAUAUAUUAAAUGAAAAUAACUCUGAUACAAUUAUAAAUUUAAGCAAUGUUAUGGAUUCUAAGGAAUUAUAUGAAAUUUCAAGUCGUCAAGAUGAAGUUGAAACCUAUGAAGAAAUAAAUACAAGUAACUCUGAAUAUUUUUAUGAAAAUAAAAAUAAGGGUGAUAAAUUUUGUAUAUCUAGCAAGAAUAUUAAUGAAAUAGAAAAAAUAAUAGAUGUUGAACAUGAAAAUAAUAAUGAAUCAAAUAAUGAUUUAGACUUAAGUGAAAAAAAUUUCAAUUUAUUAUUUUCUAAUAUAAAUAAAAGUGCAACAGAUGAAAAUGAAUAUUCUUCACAAGAUAUAUUUAAAAAGAAGGGUAAUAUUUGCAGUAAUUGUUCAUCAGAUAUUAAGGAUAUAAAUGAGAAAAAUUGUGAAAAUGUAUUAAAUAAAGAAAACAUAGAUGUAUCAUCAGGUGAUGUUUCUGAAAAGUUGAUAAAUCAUGAUUCUUAUAAUAAUGAUGAUGAAAAUUUACAAAAUUAUAAUCCAUAUAAAGAAAAAAGCAUAUAUAUUAGAGAUAAGGAAAUAAAUAAAGAAAAUGACAUAGAUGACCAAAAUUACAUAAUUAAGGAUAGUAUUUCUAAGAGUAAUCAAGAAAACAAUAAUUUUUCUUUUCAAUCAAUAAAACUAAAAAAUGAUAAUAAUGAUAAAAAUGAAAAUGAAUGUAAAAAAGAUUUGGAUAAGUUUAAUAUUCAUUAUAAAGACCACGAUAACCUAAGUAGUGAACUUUUAAAGACAGAAGAAGAGAUUGAGGAAAAAAAAAUUAUUGAUUAUAAAUUAAAAAAUUAUGAAUAUAUAGCAGAUGAUAAUAUUAAAAAUUCUUAUUAUAAAAAUGAGAAUGAUAAUAAUAGAACUAAUGAAAAUGAUGAUUGCAAAAUUGAAAUGAAUGAAAUUGAUAAUAAUAGUAGUAACAAUAAAAGUUGUUGUGGAAGAGAUAAAAUUAAUAUAGAUAACAAAAAUAAAAAUAACAUUUUGAUUAAUAAAAAUAAUAUUAUUAUCAAUGAGGACACUUAUAAUAAAAAUUCUCAGAAUGAAGACUCAAGAAGUUUUAAAACAUGUGAAGAUAGUGACAGUAGUAUUUUUAUUAGUGUAAAGAAAAAUUAUGAAAAAAAUAAAAAAUCUAGUGUGAUCAACAAAAAGGAUGAUUCAAAAUUUUAUAAUAAAGAACACGAUAGUAGUAAUUCUUUAAAAAGCUGCUUAUGUGAAAAGGAAGAAGAUAAAAAUGAUAAUAAAAAUAAGAAAAUUAAGUCAACUACAAAUAUUCAUUUCUUUAAUGAAGAUGUAAACGAAAAAAAUGAAAUUUUUAAUAAUUGUAAUUUGAAAGGUUUUCUUGAAGAAACAUCAAAUAAUGAAGUUAUAAUUUUAGAUGACGAUAUUUCAAUAAAUGCUGGUAGCACAGAAGUUAACAAUAGUAAUAAAAAUGAACUAAAGAAAGAAAGUUUAAAAAGCAAUUUUGUUUCAGAUAAACAACAAUAUGUGAAAAAUAAUAAUAAUAAUAAAUCAUUAGAUAAAGAAAAAAUGGAAUUUUAUGUUUUGGAUAAUAUAGAUAGUGAUAAUUUAUGUGAUAAAAGUAAAAUUAGUAUAAAUAAGUUAAACAGUUCUGAAUGUCUUAUCAAGACAAAUAAUACAGAUAUAUAUGAAAAAUAUAAGAAAAAGAAUAAAAAGAAAGGAAAUAUAAAUAUAGAAGAUAAAAAAGAAAGUGAGUUGUCAAUUUUAAACAUUGAUCUAAAUAAAGCAAAUAAUGUGAUACUCGAGGGACUAAUGGAGUUUUUUGGUUUAAAAAGCAAAAGGUUAUCAAGAAAAAUAAUUAUCAAUGAAUUAAAAAAAAUACAAGAUUAUUUAAACGAAGAAUACGAUAAAUUGUUAAAAGAUAAAGAAGAAACAGUUGUUUUAAAAGAUCAUAUAGCAUCUCAUAAAGAAAGUUCUUGUGAAGAUAAUUUAUGUACAAAUAGCUUUAAAAAUAGUAAAUUUUCUUAUAAUUAUGAUGUUAAUAAUAAUAGUAACAAUAUGAAUAUUGAUAAUGACCUAAAGCAUAUGAAAAAAAGAAAGUUUUAUUCAGAGAGAACCAGUUUUAAAGAAAGUAGUAAUUAUCCUUAUAACGAUUUAUUAGAAAGUAAUCAAGAAAAAUUGCAAGAUGAUUACAUAAAUCAUAUGCGUACUAAAAUAAGAAAAAUGGAAUUAAAAUCCCUAUUUGAAAGGAUAGAUGAAGCAAUUAGUAUAAAUGACAUUUUACAUAAAAACAUACAUGAUGAAAAAAAAAUAGAAUAUAGUAUUUUAAAAAAAUAUCUCAUAGAUUGUAAAUUAAAUGUUAAUAAAGAAAUUUUAUUAUCUUAUGCAAAAGAUAAAAAUAUAGAUAUUUUAUUUAAAAAAAAAAAAAGUGUACAAGUUAUAUGA